Molecule: messenger RNA, 3367 nt
Organism: Macrobrachium nipponense
Lineage: Eukaryota; Metazoa; Arthropoda; Malacostraca; Decapoda; Palaemonidae
Product: programmed cell death protein 2-like
Exons: 7
Coding region: 125-1417 (430 amino acids)
Biological process (GO): apoptotic process
Cellular component (GO): cytoplasm
Source: RefSeq, a predicted model, not a curated record
CCAAAUUUACCAAACAACAGUGAGUUCAGUCGAGAAUGAAUGGAAACUUCAUGGUUCUGGUGCAGAGCUUCAAACCUUAAGGUAGCACUUUGCCUUUAGGCCUCGAGGAGGUUGGAGGAACACCAUGGCCUCCAAACCACAAAUGGUGCUUUUGGGUUACGUCGAUGAACAAGUAACUUCACGACACCAGCAGGCGAUCAACUAUUGUGUCAGUAAAAUAGGGGGAACUCCAGACUGGUGCGUGAGUGGCAGUGAAAUUCCAAUAUGUAAGCGAUGUGGUCGAAAACAGUCAUUAGUGGUCCAGAUUUAUGCACCCUUAGAAGGUGGAUUAUAUCACAGAACACUCUAUUUAUUUGCAUGUGUAACCCAAGAGUGCUGGAACCGUCCACAUAGUUGGACUUGUGUGAGAAGUCAGAUAAUUGAUCAUAGUGCUGUGAGAACAUCAUCUCCACCAAACAAGUCACCAUCUUUAGUGAGUUCAAGGGGAGGUGAGACGUGGUUUGAAGAUGAAGAUGAUUGGGGCGGCAAUGACAAUGAUGGAAAUGGCAAUGCAGAUAACUUCAACUUAGCUUCUUCUUCUCAGUUAUAUUUAGACAACAUGGCCAAGAAAGGCAAUGACCGAAGUAACCUCAAUAAUAUGAAUUCAAAUACAUCAUCAACUAUAACUGAUGUUGCACAAAGUUUGGAGAGCAAACUUAAUAUCAUUGAAGAUGAUGCAAAUGCCAAUGAAGCUGUUUGUGGUGCUGUUGGAAUUGUUGGUUGUGGUGUUGAAGGAGUAGAGGCAUCUGCUGUCAUUGAGGGACCUGAAGGGGACAUGAUUGCUGUGGAUACUCCAGAGCAACCUACUACAGAUAUUCCUGCACUUUUUCAGGAAGCAGCUCAAAUUGAUGCAAAUGCUGAUGUAACCUUCAUUCCAUAUUUUGUUGUGAGUGAUGUUGAGCCACCAGAAGAUAUAUCAUUUUCCGAACAUGAGAGAGAGCUAUUGUUGCGUUAUACUCAUGCCACAGGGCAUGACUUCAGAGAGGAAGAAGGUGCUGUAGGGGAUGGAAAAGGUGAUGGGGUUUACGAAAAAGAUGUUGCUUAUCAUGGCGAUGUACUUUUGCAUAAGUUUAAGAAGAGGUUGUCUCGUAGUCCACAACAGAUCCUCAGGUACUGCCGAGAAGAGAGUGUGUCCCCUCUUUGGUUAAGACCCCCAGGACCAAAUGAGAGUCCUGCAAAGUGCCAGUACUGUGGUGGGCCUGUUGUGUUUGAAAUGCAAAUAACCCCCCAACUUGUUCUUCACCUACGUGUUCCUGGGGUUCAUGGUUCACCAAUUGAGUUUGGAACUGUAGCAGUAUUUACUUGCGCUGCCUCAUGUUGGGGCGAGAAAGACACUUCGAGACAAGAGGCUGUCGUAGUGCAAGGUGAAGUGAUAUAAAGUGAUAAAAGUACAUAUGGAAGCAUUAUGUACACAAAUUUUCAUGACACGAUGUUAACACAAGUAAGUUUCAGAAUUUAUUCUUACAAUGGAGAAAACAGUUAUUUGCUAAGCCUAUGUUGCAGAUCAUAUUUAUUCUAAUCUCCCUAACUGAGAAGCUAAAAAUAGAAGUAUGUAUUAAACUUCUAUGAAGAGGAGAAUAUUAGGUGCACUGCCAUAUGGUUCUAAGCAGCAACUGUUUAUGUAUAUUAUAUACAUAUUUAAGUUUGAAUUCAUCUCUUCUCCACGGAUCACAGAAUCAUAUUUACUUGCGGAGCAGAUCAUCAUUCCCAAAGGCUUUUCAUAUUUGCCAAUGCACUUUUACCUCAGUAACAUACCUGUGCAAUACAAAGAAUGUGAUCAUAUCAUCUUCAUAAGUCUGAAAUACACAGAUACUGGAGAACUUUGAACUUUCUUUGAGUUGAUUUAUGAGAUACCAGCUGAUGAUACUUAAUGAGAAUUCAGUUCUGUAUAUCUCUCUUGCAAGUAACAACUUAUAAGGAAAGCAAGAUAUUGUUCAUACGCGAACAAACCUUCGUUCUUAACAAUAGGAUAAUUUCUAGCGCCUAGCUGGAUCCGGUUAAAUCAUUUAACCAGAUCCAGUUAGGCGCUAGAAAUGAUCCUAUUGUUAAGACCUCAGAUUUGUAGCUAUGAGAAAUACAAAUUGUCUUAGAAAAUUUGUCAUUUUAGGUGUGUUGUUCAUAGUAUCAUGGAAUAUAUCAUAACUUGCAAGCACAUAUUGGUUAUAAAUAUAGAAUCGAUGAUAUAUAAAAAUGGUAUUUGUGAUUUAAGAAUGCAACUUACAAUAACCAAAGAAAUUUUAUGGCAAGUACUUAUACUUGGUUAUCAGGUUCCAUUUUUUAUGAGCACUAAGUGAAGCAUUAAAAUAGUUGUUUUAUCAUAGAGGAACAUUUUACCUUUGUUUAUAUGUAUUGAUAUAGUCCUCAUAACAGGUUGUAUUAUUGAAUUAAAAGUAUGCACUAAUUAGUUUGUGUGUACAUCUUGAUUAAGAUGUAUUGUUAAGUUUCAUUGUAAUAACUUGCAAGAACAUUGGCAAGUAUUGUCAGUAGACUUUAAAAGAAAAUACUGUAUACAGGUAUAUUGUAUUGAACUAGGCAAAGUUGAGCUUCCAGUAUAGAUAUAUUACAGUUUCAAUAUUUAACUUGUCAUUUCAAGUAGAGUUAGGAAACAGAUAGCUAUUUGGAUGCAAUAUGCAGAUAUCUUCAAUAAAGAUGAAAAUGACUUACACAGGCUGACCAUUACAUGCCUUGCCCAAUAGCUUAUGUCAUUUCAAGGUUUACUGUACUGUGUAAAUGAACACUUGUCUCUUAGAUCAAAAUACAGUACAAUAUUUUUGUUUUAGUUUACACUACUCUUAUGGCUCAUUGUUUCUUGUGACAUCCUGUAUAUUGUGAUCUGGUGUACUGAUGUUAUUUUAUUGCAUAAUAAAUCAUGUCAGGGUAGAAAUAGGAGAUUCUGUUCCCAUUCAUGUACAGAAUGUAAUUUUACCUCUUGAAUGGAAGACAGUCAUGUUGUGGAAUUUUCAAUUUGAAGUGUUUUACUUUAGUAUAUGUUUUCAUAAUGGUGUCUAUGCCAGAUUCAGUACAUUUGUAUACUAUAGUUCACUCCCUUACUUUGAUAUAUAUUAUUGAUGUUUUCUUUAGUAAAUGUUGUCAAGUAGAUUGUAUUGUGUACACAGUUGCUAACCUUGAAGUGAAAUAAGGUAUGGGUGAUUUGUUAGAAAACUUGUCAGUUUCAGCUUGCCUGUUGAUGUUGGCAAUCAUGUGCCACUAUGAUGGCCAAGUUAUUGAAUGUCAGUAUUUUCUACCGUAAAUUAAUGUGUAUCCAAGAGUAAAGUUUUCUUCUAACUUUCAGAGAGCAAUAAACUUAUUUUCUAUUUUAAGUACUCAU